Knipowitschia caucasica is the source of this 759-nucleotide messenger RNA. The record is from the annotation of a GenBank genome assembly. Lineage: Eukaryota; Metazoa; Chordata; Actinopteri; Gobiiformes; Gobiidae.
AUGGAGCGCUGCGGCGGCCAGUGGCUGAGGCGCAUGGCUCUAUGGGUGGGACCAGAGCUCCAGGGAGGGACUUCCUCUCGGGCUGCUGCUGUAGGAUGGCAGGCAGCUGCUGCUCUGACACGACUGACCACAGGACUGAAUACAGGACGGACAACAGGACUGACCUCGGGAUGCGCACGGACAGAGGGUAGCGCGCAGGACGUGCUGCGUACGUGCGAGGAAAAGAGUUGGCGAAGUUUGGAGGCAGCAGAGACGGGGCUGACAGGCUUGGACAGCGGGGACGGGUGGGGGGCCACCAUGGGGAACGGGCCGUGCUCCCGGAGACAGCGGAGGAUCUUCCAGUGUCUGCUGCUGCUGACCGUGGUGUGUGGAAUGUUGUACGGAGGAAUGAUCUCAUAUGAGAUGCACAAACAGCUCAAGAGGACCGAGGCCGUGGCGCUCAAGUACCAGCAGCACCAGGAGUCUCUGUCGGCGCAGCUCCAAGGUAAACACACAGAAGCCAUUCACCAAACCAACAAACCAGCAGCUCUGUGGCGCAAAGACUCUACACAACUCUACACGACUCUACAGACUCUACACGACUCUACAGACUCUACAGGACUCUACAGACUCUACACGACUCUACAGACUCUACACAACUCUACACGACUCUACAGACUCUACACGACUCUACAGACUCUACAGGACUCUACAGACUCUACACGACUCUACAGACUCUACACGACUCUACUAGAGCUGCAACUAACAAUUAUUUUGUAA